UAUUUAAAUAAAAAAUUAAUUUUAUAAGGCCGUUCUCUUAUGUUUGAUUAAAAUAAAUUUUAUUUGUGAAAAAAAUCCUCUAACUGGAUCGAAUAGUGGUGAUCCUCUUGCUAGAGAUUUUUUUGGAAAUAAAAAAAAUUAUUAUGUCCAUCAACAUAAACAUCAGCCGUUGCCGUUUCGCUUCCUAGGUCAUCUUGCUAAAACAAAUUAUUUCCCUAUCUAUCCGAAAUUCAGAGCGCUAAAACAAAAAAGUUUCAUUCCUUUCUAAAAUCCAGAGCGCUAAAACAAAAAAGUUUCACUCCCUUUACAAAAUCCAGAGCGCUAAAACAAAUUUUUUGGUUCCCUUUCUGAAAUUCAGAGCGUUGAAACUGAAAGUGAAAAUUAUUCUAUCCAGACUCAUCAAACCUUAACCCUAACGCUUUCUUUCCUCCCCAUCGAUUCUUUCAAAGGUGUGAACGAUUCUUCUCCCGAACCCUAAUCCUUACCCUUUCUUCCCUUCUUUUUCUUCUCAAAUCCUUCAACUUGCAUACACAUAGUUAGGAUUUUAGGGUUUAUCAAGGGUUUCACGAAACUCAAGUACUUCACGAAAUUAUGUCAUUUAACGGUUUUAGGAAGUAUCUCAAUAAAAGGUUUGAAGUAAGUCUCUCACGAAGACAAUGAUUUCCCUGAGAGAUGCAAGGGUCAUAUCACACUGUGAGGGGGAGUUUUUCAUUUUCAAGUUGUAAAUAACUUUGCUCUGCCUUGCUGGAACUACUAGUAGCUGAGACAAUGUGUUUCCUGGUGGAACUACUCGCCGUUGAGACAUUGUGCGAGAGCUCAAUUCGUCCCGUGAGUAUUCUAUGCAAUUGAAUUAUUCACGGAUAAAAGUUCUUGAAGCAUUAUCAAGAUGAUUUGGUUAAUAAAAUGAAAAAGGCUGCAACCAAGGAACUCUGGAAUGUGAGUGGUGAUCUGGAAUUAUACGGAAACCUCUUAAAAAAACUCAUUAUUCAGUGAAUAACAGUACCGGUAUCAAUACCUUCCGAAACCGUUUUAUCGUGGCCGUUGAAAAUACACUUGAUGCACGUUUGGAUGUAUAGUUCCGUAGCAAACUUCCAGCGGGUAUCCGAGGUUAUUACUUUUCAUCCAGGAUGGCUAACAACGUGACCGCUACCAGAGAAGCUACAAGGCGUACUCACACUUACAGUUUCCAUCGCGAAGGCUUGAUUCAGUUGGGGCAAUUGGGUGGAUUGAUCACUGGUCAUAAUAAAACUGUGUUCACUGAGAAUUAUGGAAACAUCUUGACUCUUUUGGACUCACACGUCGACGAAUGGGGUUUAUCUACUCUUCUCCAGUUCUAUGAUCCUGACUUGCGUUGUUUCACCUUCUCAGGCUAUCAGUUGGCUCCCACUCUCGAGGAGUACUCUCACUUUCUCAAUAUCAAGAUUCAACACAAGGUUCCUUUCGUUUGCGUCCCAGAGAAACCUGAUUUGGACCACAUUGCCAAUGCUCUUUAUUUGAGCAUAGGAGAUGUUCAUGGAAAUUGGAAAAAGAAUGGUAGCACUCAGGGUUUCUAUAUGAGUUUCUUGGUUGAGAAGGCCCAAGAGUUGGCUAACAAAAAGAUGUGGGAGGCCUUCAACGCCCUUCUGGCCGUUUUGAUUUAUGGGAUCGUAAUGUUCCCUAACAUUCACAAGUUCGUUGAUCUGGCUGCUAUAUGUCUUUUUGUGGAGAAGAAUCCGGUCCCUACUUUGCUAGCCGAUACGUACUAUUCUGUUCACUCUCGAUAUGGGAAAGGAGGAGCCAUAAGAAAUUGUUUGCCGCUGUUAUACACCUGGUUUAAGUCUCACCUGCCUACAAGUGGUCCUUUCGUUACUUCUACUCAGAAAUGGCAUCAAAGGAUCAUGGGGCUUACUGGAAAUGACAUUGUCUGGUGUCCUACUGGGAUGGACGUAGAGAAAGUUAUAACUAGCUGUGGUACUUUUGACAAUGUUCCCCUCAUAGGAACAAAAGGUGUUAUCAAUUACAAUCCUAAGCUAGCGCUGCGUCAAUUGGGUUUUGCACUUGAAAACAAGCCUUUAGACAAAGAAAUAUUUGAAUCCGUUUGCUUUGAAAAGGGAACCAAUCCAAAGGGGCUAGAAAAAGUGGUGAGUGCCUGGAAUGACAUCCAUACAAAUGAUCAGAUUUCUCUUGGUGAAAAGAAUGCCGUUGCCAAACAAGCCUACACAGAUUGGGUUGAAAAUAGAGUUAAAGAUCGCCUGUUGCCUUUCCCGAAGGUUAACCCAUUGUACAAGCAACCAUCUAAGGUUCCAAUUGCCACUAUGCCUGCUGAGAAUUGCGUCCCAGUAAAUAUGGAAAGCACCCAAUUGCACGAAAAGAAGUCGGAUGUGCAACCGAAACAUUGUCUUGUGGACCAGAAAAGAGUUGAGUUGACACACGAAGCCAAAAUGCUGAAGGGAGGAUCUUCCAGAGUUCAAAAGAGGGCUAGAACGGAAAAAGGUGAAAGAGAUACUACUGUUAUUGUCGAGGAUCACCAGAAGAUCCUAAAAAGGGCCAUGAAAGAAGCAGAAGAGAAACUCAAGCAAGAGUACCGAGAAGACUUGAAAGCUUAUAAGCUCAAGAUAGAAAGGGAUGCUAGAGUUGAAGUGAAGAAUCUGAAAAAGAAACUGGAAGAAGAGACCACUAAAAGAAUGGCAAUUGAGACUCAACUGAAAGGAAGUCACCUUCGUAAUACUCGACUAACAGAAGAAAAUGCCAAGCUCAGAGAUCGAAUGAUGGAAGACAUAUCUGAGAAGGAUUAUCUCCCAGAAUGCAAAGGAUGUGACGAACUCAGGGAGUGCUGCAAGAAGCUGGAUGGGCAUUUGUUUCGCAAAGAUGAGGUGAUCCAAAGCCUUCUUAAAGGAAGAGAUCGAGAAGCAACCAAGAAGCUGUUUGAUGAAACUAAGAAGUGGAGCGAUGAGCACUUCAGACAAGGAGGACCUCUGUUUUAUAUUCAGAUGGAUUGAUGUUUGAGUCUGUAUGUUUCGACCACCACCAGACUUGUUGGAUGGGGUCUUUUAUUUCCCUUGUUGAACUAUCUUGUUGAUGUAUGG
Messenger RNA from Vicia villosa (hairy vetch), 3065 nucleotides. RefSeq lists its product as uncharacterized. Lineage: Eukaryota; Viridiplantae; Streptophyta; Magnoliopsida; Fabales; Fabaceae. The transcript has 5 exons. The record is from RefSeq and is a predicted model, not a curated record. The coding region runs from base 1128 to 2978 and encodes 616 amino acids.